CCUUCAUUCCGACGCCCUUCUUCCUUUUGCCCCGGAAGCGGCGCUCCCGUCUCCAGGAAGUGACGUCAUGCCGUCUCCUCCUCCCUUCCUCCCUCCCCGGUGAUGGAGGAAGAGGAGGUCGCGGUGGAAAAGAUGAAGCAGUUCCACGGCGGCGUCAGCGUGGGCGUGGGGAGCGGGAUAGGGCUGGACCCCGAGCGGUGCCGCUUCCCCUACUGCGUCGUGUGGACGCCCAUUCCCGUGCUCACGUGGCUCUUCCCCAUCAUUGGUCACAUGGGCAUUUGUACCUCAGCUGGAAUCAUCCGGGACUUUGCAGGGCCUUACUACGUCUCUGAAGACAACAUGGCUUUUGGGAAGCCUGUGAAAUACUGGAAGCUGGAUCCCAGCAAAGUGUAUUCCUGUGGUCCUAAUGCUUGGGAUACUGCGGUGAAUGAUGCCUCCGAGGAGUACAAGCACCGCAUGCACAACCUCUGCUGUGACAACUGCCACUCCCACGUAGCUCUGGCCUUAAAUCUCAUGCGAUACGACAACAGCACCUCCUGGAACAUGGUCAAGCUUUGCUUCCUCUCUCUGCUGUAUGGAAAGUAUGUGAGCUUAGGGGGCUUUGUGAAGACUUGGCUUCCCUUCAUCCUCUUCUUGGGGAUUAUCCUGACAGUCAUUCUGACCCUUCACUUGCGGUGAUGGAUGACACCAACCUCCCCAUCCUCUUUGGAAGACAAGUGGUGAAAACUGUGGGUGUUCAAUCCAGGAAGGCGCGGAGCUGCUUGGCCUGAAAACACUUGGGAAGGAAGUCCAUUUUUGCUUUCUUAGAACAACUCUCCUUUUUAUCCUGUGGGGCUGGUAUUCUCCAGUAAUUUAAAAAUGUCUUUUUAAACAUUCUUGCCUUCAAACACCCAGGGGCCGGGGGCAAACCACUGCACCCUGCUUCUCGCCAAAGCUCCCCUUAGAAUGAAGGCUCUGCUGUAGAAAGAUACAUCCCCGGACUUUGCUUUGCAGGACAUGCAGUGAGGGUUUAACUCCCCUCGCAAGUAGGUAUGAGGGGCUGAUUCCUGAUAGCACUUGUGCAAAGGGGCGCUCUCUGCCACUCUGCAUAUAGGUGGGGUCGGCUGAUCGGGUUAUGCCUGCUUACACGUUGAUAGGGAAAGGGAAUUUGCAAUAUUGUUAGUAACAUUUCUCCGAUUGCCACAUACCUCUGUAUUGGCACUCUCAAAAUGAAAAGAAAGCCCCCGUUGUGCACACAGACAGGGGAGGAUGUUGUGCCCAGAGUAGGUUUACCUUCCAUUUCUGCACUUGCAGCUGGUACUUCAUCACAGCACAAGGCUCUGUGCUGUUAUGGCCCCUCGUUGGUUGCAGAGGGAGUGGAUUCAUUACAUGGUGUUCUUAGGGAAAUGUCAUUCUUCUAAAGCAGCUGAGUCUUCUCCGUCUCCCUCCAGCUCAUGCUGUCGCUGGCAAAAUCAUCAUUGGUGUUGCCCUUGAGCUGUCCUUGGCUCAGCCUUUGAGAGUCUGUCAGACAUUCCGGCCCUCUUCAUCGAACUCCAGUUCCCAGAGUUCCAUGAGGGAACCAGACACAGCCCCGAGAGUCAAACUCAGAAGCACUGCAUUUCACCUGGGAAGACUCGAGAAGCACUCAGCGGUACAGAGGAAUGCCUGGUUUUCCUGCCAAGGGACAGAAGCUAGAAGCUGUAGACCAGCAUGAAGUCUCUUCUGAGAAGGAGGAGGAAGAAGAGCAUAGAAGAAAAGCUUUUUAGGCCCACACUCUCCAGGAUUAUUUCCAGGUUGCCUAGAAGCAGCUGGAAAUGUGUCCUUUUCCCCCAGUCACAGAAGCCCUCGAUUCUGGCUCGAGGUCUUGCCCAUGUGGUGAUGCAAAAUUCUAGGAAGAGGGCAGAAGAGGCUGUUUUAGGUUGCUCCCCUUUCUCUCCCCCCCCCCGCCCACUUCCCAGUGCUAGUCUCUCUCCUUUAAUACUGUGUCAGGAGCCUCCAGCGCUUUGCAGUGUGCUACAGAGCGGCAUAUUCUCUCUGUGCGUGUUACAUCUGGGGCUGGGCCAAGACCUCUUGUGCUGCAUUCAGCCAUUUCAAGCACGACAGCAGCUGUAGAAAACCUAAUCAAUAAGCUUGAGGCUGUUUAGAGAUCAAAGGUCUUACAUCAAAGUGAGUGUGAGUGGCGGUCCAUCAGUCGAACCCUGGGCUGUUUAGCUUACUACCCAGCAGGGCUUCUCGGGUUUUUUUGUGGAGCUAAUAGGCCAAGCCUACUGAAUAAGAAAGCUUUCUCUCCGCUCCCCCCGCCACCCCCCUUAUCUUGACUUGCCAAAAAGAGCUCCAGGAAGGAGAAAUUCCCAGACCUGGUGCUCAAAGCCAACUUGCUACAGUAGCGUAGGUGUUAGUCCAGGUUUUUGAGUCAAUUAAAACGUGCUUUCCUGACAUCAUGCAACUGAACAAGCAUUGCCAAAAUCUGAUGCUAGCACUGGUGGUAGGAGGAGCAGGAUGGUAGAAACGCCCUUGCUGGUCAAUGACCGAAUAAACUUAUAACCUAACCCUUCUCUGCGCACACCCUGCCCUCCCCCCUCCACUCCCCAGCCGCCUUUUGUGCUCUCACAAUGUGUGUUUUAAUGUUUGUGUUCUUGAAUAGGCUGGCUAGAGGGAGAGAGAGGAGCACAAACUGGAGGAGAGUAGGAAUAAAUUUAGUGGGCCGAACACGCUGAGUGCUAACUUUGAGGCUGCCGUUGCAGAUCGAUGUGGGAUUGUUUCGCUCUUCCUGGGUCUUGAGCCUUGGCAGUAGGGUUGAGCGUCAGAUGCUCCAAUGCCCAUGAACUUACACCCUUCCUCCCCUGCUGCCAGGAUGGCCAUCUCCAUGCAGUUCCUCACCUUUCCCGUGGGGGGCUCUUUUACUGAAUCGGGAUUGUGUGGGGCUGGUCAGGAAGGCACACGGGGACAUCGGGAUGUCUGAUAGGCAGCCCUACUCAGCAUGUUGUUGCUAAGGGGUGAUGAUAGUGGGCAUAGCUGUGUGGCUAGCUGCUGCCCUUCCUUGGCAAGUUACAGGCCUUCUGCUGUAAGCGGUUAAGCUGCUGCCAAUCAUCUUUUCCCACCCCUUGUGACAAAGCCGUGGGCCAGUUCCUUCACUAUGUCCAUAGGUGGCAGGUACUGUGUGACCAGAAAAGCUUCUGAAAGUAGGUUGGCACUCACGUGACCCCUUCACCACAAGCCCACAUCCAUCUCAGCUGUUGAACUGCAACUCCCAUCAUCCCCAUGCAUGAUGAUGGGGGUUGUAGUUCACCAGCAGCGGGAAUGCCAAAGGUUGCCUAGUCCUGCUCUGAUGAACGAAUUGGUCCUCCAUUUUCAAUACCUGCCUAGGAACUGCCAUGUGGUGCUGUUGGUGAGAGUUGCAACAUUCCCAGGUAAAAGGCAUUUCUGUGUGGGGACUGGGGAAAUCCUGAGUAUUUGCCAAAGAUCACUGUGCAGCAACUCUACACAUGGUUUAUAUCUGCGUGGAAAUGCCUUCAAAGCAGCGAUUUGGUAGGAUGCAAAGUCCUCGAGGAUUCCCUCUUUGCUUUGAUACCUCUUUCUUGGAGGCUCCUUCGUGCUUGCUGCAUUUGGGUCUGUGUGCCACUUUCCCUUUUUUGAGGCCUCUUGAGUUUCAUUGAUUUGCCAUGUGGGGGUUCUCCUUCCCCCUCCUCCUCCCCCCUUGGCUGGUGAUUAGCCAGAUGGGCCUCUGUCCUCUUAGAGUUGGUUCUCCGGGGGUGCUGGUUUCCUUUGUACAUGCUGAACUCUGCUGCUGUGAUUUCAUAAUCCUGAUGAUGGUGAAAAAUAAAUGCAUUUCUGUGUA
Messenger RNA from Hemicordylus capensis (graceful crag lizard), 3817 nucleotides. RefSeq names its product transmembrane protein 222 (gene TMEM222). The transcript is spliced from 6 exons. The record is from RefSeq and is a predicted model, not a curated record. NCBI's taxonomy places the organism in Eukaryota, Metazoa, Chordata, Lepidosauria, Squamata, Cordylidae. The coding region runs from base 103 to 678 and encodes 191 amino acids.